UGCUCGCAGAAACACGUCCCUGGAUUCGUAUCCAAAGCCGGAGAGCUCAGAUCUAAAGGCAUCGAUGUAAUCGCCUGUGUCUCCGUCAACGACGCGUUCGUGAUGGAAGCGUGGAGGAAAGACCUCGGAAUCAACGAUGAGGUGAUGCUGUUGUCCGAUGGAAACGGUGAGUUCACAGGGAAGCUCGGAGUUGAAUUGGAUUUGAGGGAUAAGCCUGUUGGACUCGGAGUUAGGUCAAGGAGAUACGCGAUUCUGGCUGAGGAUGGUGUUGUGAAGGUUCUGAACCUCGAAGAAGGUGGUGCUUUCACUAACAGUAGUGCUGAGGAUAU
Messenger RNA from Camelina sativa (false flax), 329 nucleotides. Lineage: Eukaryota; Viridiplantae; Streptophyta; Magnoliopsida; Brassicales; Brassicaceae. The record is from RefSeq and is a predicted model, not a curated record.